Messenger RNA from Tarenaya hassleriana, 740 nucleotides. RefSeq names its product 60S ribosomal protein L21-1-like. Gene Ontology annotation, molecular function: structural constituent of ribosome. Gene Ontology annotation, cellular component: cytosolic large ribosomal subunit; ribosome. The record is from RefSeq and is a predicted model, not a curated record. Gene Ontology annotation, biological process: translation. Bases 69 to 563 code for a protein of 164 amino acids. The transcript is spliced from 2 exons. Lineage: Eukaryota; Viridiplantae; Streptophyta; Magnoliopsida; Brassicales; Cleomaceae.
UAAAUUAAACACAAACAUUAUAAAUCCCCUACUUGAAGCUUCGGAGAGGACUCGCUGAUCCAAAAAAAAUGCCGGCGGGUCAUGGUGUUAGGGCGAGGACAAGAGAUCUCUUUGCCCGUCCGUUCAGGAAGAAGGGUUACAUCCCAUUGACGACUUAUCUCAGGACCUUCAAGAUCGGCGACUACGUCGAUGUCAAGGUUAAUGGUGCUGUUCACAAGGGCAUGCCCCACAAGUUCUAUCACGGACGCACGGGUCGUGUCUGGAAUGUAACCAAGCGCGCCAUCGGUGUCGAAGUCAACAAACAGGUCGGUAACAGGAUUAUCAGGAAGAGGAUCCAUGUCCGGAUCGAGCAUGUCCAGCAAUCGAGGUGUGACGAAGAAUUCAAGCUCAGGAAACAAAAGAACGAUCAGUUGAAAGCGGAAGCCAAGGCAAGAGGCGAAACCAUCAGCACCAAGAGACAACCCAAAGGCCCCAAGCCCGGUUUCAUGGUCGAGGGCGCCACCUUGGAGACUGUUACACCCAUUCCGUACGAUGUCGUCAACGAUCUCAAGGGUGGUUACUGAGUUUGAUCUCCCUCGGUUCGAGUUUUGCACUCCUACACUGUUUUACUUUUUUAUGUUUUGCCAAAAUCUUAAUGGACAUCUUUUGUAACAAAACUUUCAUGUUCUGUCUUAUUUCUGGAGAGCCCCGGAUUGAUUUCACUUUGAAAUUAUUGCUACGGGUACAUCUUGUUGUUUCCA